Molecule: messenger RNA, 3007 nt
Organism: Acanthoscelides obtectus
Lineage: Eukaryota; Metazoa; Arthropoda; Insecta; Coleoptera; Chrysomelidae
Source: the annotation of a GenBank genome assembly
GUCGCUGCACAUUUAUUAGUUCGAUUUUAAAUUCAUGAUACUUUUCCAAUACUACAUACAUACUACAUUCUACCUAGCAGAUCUAUACCUUCUGUCGUAAAAGGCAGCAACAAGAGAACCAUGAAUGCGGCCACAAAAGGUACAUAUUGCAAAUUAGUAGAUAUGGUUCACCCCUCGUAGAUGUUCUCGAAAGAUGUUACCGGCAACUUCAUGGAACAUGCAUGGAAUGGAACUGUGUCAACUGUGAACGUCAAAUAUAUUCUGUCAGUUAUCUCUUGAAAGCCUUGAAGGUUAGGAAUGUAUUUAAAAACAUUAUUUAAGGAUUCCGCUUUGUGUUAAAUAUGUCGGUGUGUGAAUAAAAAGCAGCUUUGAAAUGAAUUUGGGACAAUCAAAUCAUUACGGCAACGGCUUACAGUACGUUGGCUUCAACCAAGACCAUGGAUGUUUUGCAUGUGCAACAACCACAGGCUUUAGAAUAUACAACUGUGACCCUCUUAAAGAAAAAGAGCGACAAGAUUUUGACAAUGGUGGGCUUAGCUACAUUGAAAUGUUAUUCCGAUGCAAUUAUCUAGCCUUAGUGGGAGGUGGACCUAAACCUUUAUAUCCCACAAACAGGGUUAUGAUAUGGGAUGACCUCAAGAAGGCUACACCAAUUUGUUUGGAGUUCAAUGCACCUGUUCUAGCAGUCAAGCUAAGGAGAGAUAGAAUAGUUGUUGUUUUAGAAGGUGUGAUAAAAGUUUACACAUUCACACAGAGUCCUCAGCAGCUUCAUGUGUUUGAAACCAGCUCAAACCUAAAAGGACUUUGCGUCCUGUGUCCAAAUAGCAAUAACUCCAUCCUAGCCUUUCCUGGAAGGAAAACAGGUCAUGUUCAGCUUGUUGACCUGGCCAAUACUGAGAAGAGCCCCUUAGACAUUGUUGCUCAUGAAGCCAAUCUUAGCUGUAUUUCACUCAAUUUACAGGGUACCAGAUUAGCAACAGCUAGUGAAAAGGGUACUUUGAUUAGGAUAUUUAACACGUUCAAUGGGCAGAAGAUUGCUGAACUCCGACGAGGUGCAAAUCAGGCAACAAUAUACUGUAUAAACUUCAACCAUUCCUCAACGUCCCUUUGCGUGGCGUCAGACCACGGAACAGUCCACAUUUUCGCCCUUGACGAUCCAAAAUUGAACAAGCAGUCGUCGUUAGCAAACGCCACCUUCCUACCCAAGUAUUUUUCGUCGUCGUGGUCCUUUUGCAAAUUCACGGUUCCAAAUGGACCACCCUGUAUUUGCGCGUUUGGUGCAGACAACUCCGUUGUAGUGGUCUGCGCAGAUGGCAGUUAUUACAAGUUCCUGUUCAACUUGAAAGGAGAAUGUGUCAGGGAAGCGUGUGCACAGUACCUCGAAAUGACAGAUGACAGUUUGUAGAUACGAUUAAAUCUACUCGUAUUUUUUUCUCGUUUACACUCGCUCUCCAGACUGAACCUACAGGGCGAGUUGGUGUAUUUUCAGGCUGUGCUCUUGAUUUCCUCAUUUCAGGAGAAAAUAGUCCAAAUUUGACAAACCAUAAUUAAAUAUUUCCCAAAUUUACCAUCAAUCAAAUUUCAUAGAAAGUUCAAAAUUUAUUAACAUGAAAUGAAUUUCAAUGGUGCAACUUGAAAAUCAAGAACGAUGCAGAUUUAUUCAUGACUGCUUAGUAAGUUUUAUUUGUAAAUUUGUAAGUGAGUGUAUGUGGUUUUUUGGUUGUAUAUGGUGGUGAUACUAUAUGAGAGCAUUUUUUAUGAGUCAUUACAAAAAAAAGGUCUUAGUAGAAACAGUAAUUCGAGUAAAGUGAAUAGAAUCAGAUGCAGAUUAAUUGGUAGUUUAAUUGAUUUAUGAAUGAACUUGACUCAACUCGAAUAAAUUGGUAUACAGUGGAAAUUUAUACAUCAAAGUGCAAUAUCUAACCUAAAUUCACUGCGAUUCUGCUCAUACUAAAUGCCUUGUAUAGUACUGUAUAUCAAAAUGGUCAAUAAAAUCUUUUAGAAUAAGACUUGUUAAAAGUUGAAACGAAUAUUUUAGGCUUUCUCAGUGCUAUAGUUUUCAUCAUGGUGAGUAAUAUUUGUUUGUCUUUGCAAAACAUUAGUGCUUCAUGUCACCUUUGCUUUCUGGUCUAUAGCAAAAUGUUGAUUAAAGAAUGCCACAUUGCAAAUUCAGUGAAGUGUAAAUGCUACUGGUAAAAAACAAAAAUAGUAGGUAAGACUGAACCAGAUCCAAUAUGUAGCAUUGUUUUAUGGAGAGUUUAUUAAUCUUAGUAAGUAUUUAAUAUAUUUUAGAUAUGAAUACUAAACAAAGUUUGGACCAGUUAUAUCCCUGUUUAUCAAUUCAGGAGUUAAAAUUUUCUUUCCUUUUAGAGCAUUUGCAUUAAAUUUACUGUUUGCUGUACUAACACAAAAUAAAAAGGAUGCAGCUUUUACUAUUUAAACCUUUGCACUGAUUAUUAUGGAAGUCAAAUUAUUGCAAGGAAGAAACUACACAUUAUAAGCAUAUAUAUAUGAGAGUGAAUCAUUAUAACCCUUGGAAAAGUGCAUUCUCCAAAAAAUAUACAGAAUACAUUGAUAGAUAUGGUGAAUGUUGGAACAAAAAAAUCAGAAUAGUUGCAAUUCAAGAUGGUGUGAGAGAGUAUGUAUGAAAGUUUCUUGUAGUACAAAUAAAGCAGUUUUGCAAGGGUUGAUGCGAUUUUUAUCUCCACUGUUAACAAUUGUAAAAGAUUUACAGUAUCCUGUAUGUAAACACUUGUUACAAAAUGUAUUUUCAAAUGCCUAUUUGUCUUUGUUUUGUGUGUGAAUAUUUGUUCACAAAUUUUAUUUUGACAAGCUCAUGUAAAGUAUACAUUCUUCAAGAUAUCUAAUAUUGAUUCUAUUUCAAAAAAUAUGUAAUAUUAGAUACAAAAGAAUGUCAAAUCAUCCGUUUAUAAAGCUUUAUAUUGUCCAUUUUCCUAGACUUCUGUAAGUACAAUACUGAAAAUAUAUGUAUUAAGCUCUAUGAAUA